Molecule: messenger RNA, 2109 nt
Organism: Saccharomycopsis crataegensis
Lineage: Eukaryota; Fungi; Ascomycota; Saccharomycetes; Ascoideales; Saccharomycopsidaceae
Gene: RRN3
Product: rDNA-binding RNA polymerase I transcriptional factor
Exons: 2
Coding region: 1-2109 (702 amino acids)
Biological process (GO): transcription initiation at RNA polymerase I promoter
Cellular component (GO): nucleus
Molecular function (GO): RNA polymerase I core binding; RNA polymerase I general transcription initiation factor activity
Source: RefSeq, a predicted model, not a curated record
AUGAUUACCGUCACCUCAAAACAACGAAAAGAUCCUCCUUCCUCCCUUCUCAUGAAUAAAAACCAGAAUUUCAAUACCUCCAACCAAAAAAAGAAGAGACCCCUUAGCGACAGCAACGAUGAAAAAUCAAAGAAAAAAGUUAGAAUAGUUGAAAACAAGCAUAAUACUGAGAAGUCUACUUCUCCAGUAUUAGAUGAUAAAAAUGGGAAUCCAGAAGUAUCAAGGAAAGUGUAUCAAACUUAUUUGAAAAACGCAUUCGAUGCGUUGGAUAAGAAUGACGCUUCCUUUAUUCAAAAUAUGACCAAUAAGUUAUCGCUCCCGCGUACGUCUCCUGAAUCGCUCUCCUAUGCCACCAUGGGGUUGGUAUUGGAUCUUCUAAGUAACAGGGUCUCCCAGCUUGACUCUCCUCAUUGUAACUCUCUUAUUCUUGCUAUUCUUCGGACCCCAAACUGGUCGAAACAAGAGGAAAGUUUUCUCACUAGUUAUGUCACUUUUCUCUCGGUCUUAACUUCAGGGAUCCCAAAAUGGCAUAAAGAAAUUGUAAAUGUUUUAAUCUCUGAUUUCAGCCGGAUGGCCCCUCUGCCAAAGACCGCUACAGACCUUGGCAACAAUGCCAAACCUCAUCAUGAAUACUUGCAGUAUUUAUUACGCAUCAUUCCUACCAGUUUGAAUGUGGUACUCAAAUCUUUGGUAAGAAGUUUUCCUGGUAAAUAUUGUACAAAAAAUGACGCAGUCAAUUAUGUGUCCAAUUUGCUAGCAGUGAUGGCCUACGCCCCAGAAAUUAGAUUCCAAUUGUUGACCGCUAUUUUUGAAUACUGUGUGAAAUUAGAUGUCGAGUUGAAGAAUAAUUUGGAUGAAGUUGAUGAGGAUGUCGAAGAGGAAGACAUUGACGAUAAUGAUGACGAGGAAGAAGAAGAAGAAGAUGAUGAUGAUGAUGACGAAGAUGACGAAGAGGAAGACGAUGAUGAUGAUGAAGAACAUGAAGAGUAUAAUGCCGAUUUAACCAUCAAUAUCAAUGAACUUUCCGAAAAACUUGAUCGAAUCAUGGAAAAAUUGCUCAUUGGCUUGCAAUCACUAUUUACCGUGGAAAAUCUCAACUCUGGUGAUGGGAUCACCGUUUAUAGAUCUCUCAUCUCGAUCUUUAAAUCCUAUAUUUUAUCGACCAGUAACACCAAAUCUGUGCAAUUCAUUCUUUUCCAUUUUUCUCAACAGCAACCGGAACUAAUCGACGCAUUUUUGGUAUCUCUUAUCGAUAUCACUUUUGAUUUCAGUGAAAGUCUUGAACAAAGAAUCAAGGCAGUUCAAUAUUUAUCAUCUUACCUAUCCAGAGCCAAACAGGUGUCGAAAAACCAGUUAAUCUUUGUGGUGAGUUAUUUGGUCAACUGGCUCGAGAAGUACGUUGACGAACGUGAAUGUGAAGUCGGCAAUGGUAGUGGCGGGAUGGAAAGAUUCAAGAUGUUUUAUGCGAUAUUGCAAUGUUUGUUGUACAUUUUCUGCUUUAGACACGAACAAUUGCGUAAAUCGGUUGCUGAAUGGGAAUGCAACAUCAACAAGUUUUUCCAAAAAAUGAUCCUCACGAAAUUCAACCCACUCAAGUUUUGUAAUGAAACCGUCGCCCUCAUGUUUGCCAAAAUUGCCCAUCAAGAAGACGUGGCUUAUUGUUUUAGUAUUAUUGAACAUAACCGCCGAGACCAAUUCAACAGUUACUCCAAGACCCCUGGCAAGCACGAUCAAAAAUCGCCAUCAUCAUCAUCAUCAUCAUCAUCUAAGAAGGCAUCGAUUAUCAAUGAUUCCCGGAUUUUGUUUUUCAGCAAACAAGAAUUCCUUGAUUUGGUGGCGUACUUCCCAUUUGACCCGCUCAUUUUGAAACGUUCCAAAGCGUUAAUUCAGGGAAACUACAUUGAAUGGUCGGAUAUUCAAAGCGAUGAUCAGGACAGUGAUAGUAACAGUGAUGAUUAUGACGAUGGAUCGACGUAUGCUAGAGAAUUUGUGCGCAAGAAUAGCAGUGUCGUGGCCGAUGCCGAUGUACGAGACCAAAUUCGCAAACAAUUAAAGCUGGUGAGGAGUACGGGUGCAGACGAUGUAUUUGACGAUACUGAGUUGGAAUGA